This is a messenger RNA of Soboliphyme baturini, 636 nucleotides long. The record is from the annotation of a GenBank genome assembly. Lineage: Eukaryota; Metazoa; Nematoda; Enoplea; Dioctophymatida; Soboliphymatidae.
AUGAACUUUCCUGCCCUUAGUGCAAGUAGUCGUGUGCGAAAGACACGGAAGCACGCUGCUGAGGGUCUUAAAGAGUACGAAUUGUCGAAGAAAGCCACUGCAACGAUUGGAAGUGGAAAUCUUCGCAAAGCGGUGAUGUUACCCGAAGGCGAGGACUAUAAUGAAUGGCUUGCUGCAAACAUCGUGGAUCUUUUUAACCAGAUAUGCAUGCUUUACGGCACUAUUGCUGAAUUCUGUACCCCUGAAAAAUGUUCAGUCAUGUCUGCCGGAUCUAAAUACGAAUAUUAUUGGACUGAUGCAAAUAAAAAGCCUAUGAAGUGUAGCGCUCCACAAUACGUUGACUACUUACUAUCUUCGGUUCAGGUGCAGCUUGAUGACGAGUCGUUGUUUCCGUCAAAAAUUGGGGUACCUUUCCCAAGCAAUUUUCUACAAGUCGCUCAGACCAUAAUGAAACGAUUGUUUCGAAUUUAUGCGCAUAUUUAUUAUCAGCAUUUCGACGACGUUGAACGUUUGAAGGAAGAGCCUCAUUUUAACACGUCAUUCAAGUUUUUUACGUUAUUCGUGCAAGAAUUUAAUUUAAUCGAACACAGAGAUCUGCAGCCUUUGCAAGAUAUUAUCGACAAAUUGGUUUGCUAG